This is a messenger RNA of Microthlaspi erraticum, 1929 nucleotides long. NCBI's taxonomy places the organism in Eukaryota, Viridiplantae, Streptophyta, Magnoliopsida, Brassicales, Brassicaceae. The record is from the annotation of a GenBank genome assembly.
AUGGACCGGAGGAGUUGGCUUUGGCGGAGGAAGUCAUCGGAGAAAAGUCCCGGCGAAACAGAGAGUACCGGCUCCCUAUCCUCUCAUUCUGAAAGAUUCUCAGACGAUCAGAGAUCUCAAUCACCGGAAUUAAUCUCAAAACCUGUGACAAGAGAAGAAGAGGCAACGGCGGAUAUCAAGAUUCUAACGGAGAGGCUCUCUGCUGCUCUUUUAAACGUCAGUUUAAAAGAAGACCUUGCAAAGCAACAUGCUAAAGUUGCAGAGGAAGCUGUUGCAGGUUGGGAAAAGGCAGAGAACGAAGCUGAGGUUCUGAAGCAACAGCUUGAUGCUUCUGCAAGCAAAGUUUCAGCUCUUGAGGAUCGAAACAGUCAUCUUGAUAGUGCGCUCAAGGAAUGUGUGAGGCAGCUCUGGCAAGGAAGAGAAGAGCAGAACCAGAAGAUCGAAGAAGCUAUAAACAAGAAAUCCGCAGAGUGGGAAGCUGAAAAAUCGAAACUUGGAGCCCAAAUCGAGGAGCUUCAAGCUAGACUUCGACCAGGAAAAGAAGAGGUUGUUGUUGCUAAUGAAGAUCUUUACCUAAAGCUUGAGUCUUUAGAGAAAGAGAACUCAGGUUUGAAGCUGAAACUAGUUUCGAAAACAGAGGAGGCAGAGAUUAGAACCAUUGAGAGGGACUUGAGCACUCAAGCUGCUGAGUCUGCUAGUAAACAACAGUUGGAAGGGAUUAAAAAGUUGACUAGACUUGAAGCUGAAUGCAGGAAACUGAGAGUCAUGGCUCGGCGAUCAAAUGAUAACCAAUCAAACAGCUGUGAGAGAGUUUCUUUUAGUGACAAUGAGAUGCAGAGUCCUUCCUCUGUAAAGGUCAUUGGGAAAACGUCAAUGGCUCCUUCAAUAAACAUUGGUUUGAUGGAUGAUUUUCUCGAGAUGGAGAAGCUCGCUGCACAGCCGCAUUCAGAGAGUAACAAGGGAUUAGAGAAACCUUCAAGCCAACAAAAACGUGAACUUGAAACCUCACUUCACAGGAUUUCUGAAUUAGAGGAAAAGGUAGAGAUGGUAGAGGUAGAGAAACUGCAGUUGGAGAUGGCUUUGAAUGGAUCCAGAGAGGAAAUUGAGGUGUUGCAGAGUCGAUUAAUGGAGACAGAGGAGAAGUUAUCCGAGGUGAAGAAACUGGAACCUAAAGCUCAAGAUCUAGAGUUGUCUUUGGGUGAAUCAGGAAAGCAAAUUCAGGAUCUUCAAAGACAGCUAAAGAAAGCACAAGCGAAUCUCUCAGAGCUAGAGACUGCAAGAGCAGAGAACCAGGAUCUAGAGAAGUUGCUGGAUGAAUCAGGAAAGCAGAUUCAUGAUCUUCAAAGACAGCUAAACAAAGCACAAGUGAAUCAGUCAGAGCUAGAGACUGUAAGAGCAGAGAAGCUGGAACUGACCAUAUGUUUAAACGGGACAAAGAAGCAGCUUGAGACAUCGCAAAGUCGGCUAAAGGAAACAGAGAGAAAGCUAACAGAGCUUCAGACUCUGCUGCGUCUAACAAAGGAUGCAAAAGAAGCGGCUGAGGAUGGUUUGAGAGCUGCAAGCGAGAAAGCAGAAGCGGUUGAGUCAAGACUCAGAGAUGUCGAAGCAGAAGCGGAAUCUUUGAUCUUGAAGAUCGAAUCUUUGGAAGAGAGUAGAGAGAAGGAACGUGGUUUAUCAGCAAAGCACAUUUCAAAGUGCCAAGAGCUGCAAGAUGAAAUCUCAAACCUGAAACACGAACUUGAACAUCGUCAAGAAGCAGAGCAUGAGACUAACCAUGUGAUUGCUUUUGAUGAAGAUUAUAAGCUGAAGCAGGAGAAGGAAUUAGCAGUGGCUGCCUCAAAAUUUGCAGAGUGCCAGAGAACUAUUGCUUCGCUGGGUCAGAGAUUACAGUCACUUGCUACACUUGAAGAUUUCUUGAUUGAAUCUUGA